This is a messenger RNA of Coccidioides posadasii C735 delta SOWgp, 1563 nucleotides long. RefSeq lists its product as uncharacterized. Gene Ontology annotation, biological process: dephosphorylation. NCBI's taxonomy places the organism in Eukaryota, Fungi, Ascomycota, Eurotiomycetes, Onygenales, Onygenaceae. Gene Ontology annotation, molecular function: phosphatase activity. The record is from RefSeq and is a predicted model, not a curated record.
AUGGCUCAUAGCCAAAAAUAUGACUCAAAGGCUCACUAUAAAAGGGCCAAAAACAAGAACAAUUCUGCCCUAUUUCUUGGCAUCAAAACAAUUUUCAAAGCUCAAUACAUCUGCUUCCCUGUCAACAUGCACUUCCACUCCACCACUAUUGGCAUUGCCUUGUUUGCGGCCACUGCCAACGCUCAGACCGAACUCAAAGAAAAAAUCUGGGGCACCGUCGUCUUUACCACGGUCGGGCAGGGCAACCCGGGUCUGAGCGAUGCUGAGUUGACACCUUUGGGAACCAGGCAGCUUAUCCACGCUGGCGCUUCUGUUCGAAAUCGCUACAUCUCCCCCCUCCCUGAGGGCGCGGUUGAGUUCCACCAAAUCGACGGAAUCCCGCCAAGCAACUUUACCAACGGAGAGAUCGAUGUCGUUGUGACUUCGGACCAACUGACAUCUGCUUCGGCCCAAGCAUUCAUGCAGGGUCUCUAUCCACCGACAUCUCUCCCUAGAAGCGACAACGCUUCUUUUCCACUCUCAAACUUUGAGACUUUAACCGCAGCAAAUCCUGCGGUUAUCGAACUCGCCGGAAACGUGAAUUGCCCCUUGCUAAACGGAGUACGGCUGGCAUUACUGCAAAACGAAGACCUCGACGCACUUCAAGACGGAGCGGAAGCUUUCUACAGAGGAUUGCACGCUCGUGUCCUCGAUGGUCUUAUCAAACCAAACAAACUCCAUCUUCUCAACGCGCGUCUUAUUUGGGAGCAUCUUGACUACCAAUACGCGAACAAUGAAACUGCCCGCAAUCUUAUUUCAGCGGAAGAAUUAGGGCGAGCACGAUAUCUUGCGAGCCGCAUGACUUCUGCAUUGAACAGUCAGCCUUUCACAAUGGCCGACCGGCAGUAUACACGAGCGGUCGCUGGUAAAACUCUGGCACCUGCUAUUACAAGAGCUCUCGAGAGCAAUGUUGAAUCUCGCGGCACCAACAAGAAGAUGUCGCUUCUGUUUGGUGACGUCUCCACUAUGAUCGCGUUCGCUUCGGUUGCGGGUGUCUCCGGCCACCAGCAAGAGUUUCAAGGGAUGCCAAACCACGGGGCCUCGAUGAGCAUCGAGCUUUUUAGCCGGCCAUCGGACAACUCCACUGAUUACCCGGAAAAGGCCACCGACCUGCAAGUCAGAUUCUUGAUUCGCAACGGGACCAGCACAGCGGACGCUGACGCCGGCUACGUUCCAUAUCCACUCUUCGCAUCGAAAGUGGAGAUACCCUACGACGAAUUUAUCAGUCAAAUGGGUAGCAUCUCGAUGUCCACCACACAGUGGUGUUCGUUUUGCGGCAGCGAGGCCGAAUUCUGCCCACCAGUCGCCGACCAGAAGGACAACGAAAACAACGAUGACCACGUCAACGUCGACCAGAAGUCCUACAAACAGGAUCAACGGCGAUUGCAGGCCCUAAUGGUGGUGGGUGCUAUCAUUGUUUUCAUGAUGGUGGUUGGAGGCAUCAUCGCGCUUGUCUCUUACUGCCUCGGGUGGCGAAAGCCCAAGGUCGACGCAGGAAAGGAUCCGGAGAGGGAUGUUGACUAA